AUGAGCCGCUUCGUUUUUUCCGCACAUAGCUCAGUCCAGCUUCUGCCUUUCAUUUGGGUGCGUCGGCCGUUGUCAUCCGCCGCCCUUCUUCCUCGCGCUCUGCGCUCGCGCGCUCAAAGUCGCCAGCUGAAGCAGGUCUGCUUGCACGGUGCGUGUCCGGUGGUGCCUUUCUCGUGCGGGUUUCCUGCGCCUGCUGGCCUCUCGGUACCUUGUCUCCGUUUCUGCCGCGCGUCCUCUUCUUCGCCGACUUCCGCCUCUGCGUCGCUGGGCUCCAGCGCGGAUUCCGCGGGGUCUCCGCCGCGGCCUGCGCCGACCCCCCUCGGCGUUUACUACUCCAAGUCUCACGAGUAUGUUCGAUUCCUCCUGGAUGCACCGGAGGCGUCUGCGGGCGCCUCCAGCGCGGGCGCAGGCCCCGAGCGCGUCUUGUUCGGAAUCAUCGGCAUAAGCGCACAUGCAGCGGAAGAACUGGGCGAAGUCGUUUACGCAGACUUCCCUCAACCGAUCGAUCGCCUCGCGCACGCCGCACCAGGGGAUGCCGCGGAGAGGCCAGACAGCGCAGAGGCGCAGGGAGACGCCGAUGGUUUCUGGGUGAAGCGAGGGAGUCCUGUUUGCUCGCUUGAGAGCGUCAAGAGCGUGGCUGAGGUCUACAGCCCCGUCGACGGACGAGUCACAGCGGUGAACCGAACAGCAGUGAAAACGCCAAAUGUGAUCUUCCAGGACCCCGAGGGACAGGGGUGGAUUCUCAGACUUCAGUUGACGUCCGCCGCAGACAACGGGGGGGACUGCGGAGAGGAGGAGAGGGCGCGGGAAGUUGUCGCCAAACUCACCAAACGACUCAUGGACGAAGAACGGUAUUGCAAGUUCGUUGAGGCAGAGAAACACGCUACCUCUUCUGAAGAUUGA
Besnoitia besnoiti is the source of this 903-nucleotide messenger RNA. RefSeq names its product glycine cleavage H-protein. The coding region runs from base 1 to 903 and encodes 300 amino acids. Gene Ontology annotation, cellular component: glycine cleavage complex; cytoplasm; mitochondrion. The transcript has a single exon. NCBI's taxonomy places the organism in Eukaryota, Apicomplexa, Conoidasida, Eucoccidiorida, Sarcocystidae. The record is from RefSeq and is a predicted model, not a curated record. Gene Ontology annotation, biological process: glycine decarboxylation via glycine cleavage system; protein lipoylation.